Arctia plantaginis is the source of this 291-nucleotide messenger RNA. NCBI's taxonomy places the organism in Eukaryota, Metazoa, Arthropoda, Insecta, Lepidoptera, Erebidae. The record is from the annotation of a GenBank genome assembly.
AUGUUCUAUAGUAUCUACGUUUGUGAUAUCGGUAUAAAAUGUCCUGUAUGCAGCAAGUUUGUAUUGCCGGACGACAUAGAGUGCCAUCUCGUCAUGUGUCUCACCAGGCCCAGGCUCUCGUAUAACGAGGAUGUGCUGAGUGACUCCAAGGGGGAAUGCGUGAUCUGCCUGGAGGAGCUAUCUGCCGGAGACACCAUCGCCCGCCUGCCCUGCCUUUGCAUCUACCACAAGGGAUGUAUAGACCAAUGGUUCGAAGUGAACAGAUCGUGCCCGGAGCACCCCGGCGACUAG